AUGUAGAAUUUUGCCAAGAAAUAAUAUGGAAUGAGAGACAUCAUGAAAUACUACAAACCCAAUUAUAAGGUCUUCCUGGCCUUCGUUGCAACAUUUUUAAAUUCCUUUUCAUAUCCAAUCUAAGGGUAUGUCUUCUCUAAAGUAUGUUUUGUAAUGCUUGGAUUCCAAUCACCUACUUUCGUUGAAGAGAGGAAUACUUGGUGCGGUAGUUUCAUGGCUAUAACAUUUAUAAUAGGUUUAUUUGAGUAUUUCAAAGGUUUUUUGCUGGCUUAACUUAGUGAAAAUCUAACUUAUUAGAUAAGAAAAGCACUAUUUUCUUCUAUGAUAAGAUAGAAUAUAGAGUGGUUUGAUAAAAAAGAAAGAGCUCCAGGAAUCUUGAGUAGCAUGUAUCAAGAGGAUAUUUCCUAACUCAAGGGUUUAACUAGCUAAACUUUGGGUUUGAUUCUUGAAGCUAUUUUAUGCCUUUUUAUUGGAAUUGCAUUAGCCUUUAUCAGUUCCUGGAAAAUGGCUUUGGUAACAAUGUCUAUUUCUCCGUUGCUAAUACUUGGAGGUGUGGCUGAGUAAAUGGUAUACUGGAACUCAUUCAAAAAUACAGCUAAAUAAGUCUAGGAAAACGAAGAGUCAAUAAAUCCUAACGAUAGAGCAAAUGCAUUACUCUCUGAUAUAAUCAUCAAUUAUAAGACAGUAAUAAGUCUUGGUCAAAAGAAUAUAGAAUUUUUAGUAGAUAAAUAUAGGGAUUUACUUCAAGGACCUAGAAAAAUUGGCAUAAGACGAGCUCAUUUUAGUGGUGUUAUCUAUGGAUAUUCUUAAUGCAUAAGAAUGCUAUUUAUUGGCUUCAUCUUUUUCAUUGGCUCAUUUUUUAUUUUUCAGCAAAAUGAGUCCCAGGAGGAUUGCUUUGUUGCCCUCUACACAUUAUUUAUGUCAGCAUUAUAAACAGGCUCUUUAUUCACUUAAGUUCCUUCAGUUUCCAAAUCAAAAUAGCAGGAAGGAUGGCUAGAAAAUUAACUAAAACAAAGUGGCAAACUAUGA
Molecule: messenger RNA, 1029 nt
Organism: Stylonychia lemnae
Lineage: Eukaryota; Ciliophora; Spirotrichea; Sporadotrichida; Oxytrichidae
Source: the annotation of a GenBank genome assembly